Messenger RNA from Prunus avium (sweet cherry), 859 nucleotides. RefSeq lists its product as uncharacterized. The record is from RefSeq and is a predicted model, not a curated record. Lineage: Eukaryota; Viridiplantae; Streptophyta; Magnoliopsida; Rosales; Rosaceae.
UCGUGCGAGUCUAAGCGCCAUUGUUCAGCGAAGAGGGCAGCAUUCGAGGAAAUUCGAAAAGAUUCAAAUCCUGGGUAACCAAAAGAGAGCAAGAGCGACGGAGAGAAUGGGGGAAAGUGAAAACAACAUGAGAGCGGUAAAGUUAUCGAGCCCCUCAGGCCAGAAGAAGAAAAAGAGAGUGACUCCGAGAACUUCGUCUUCUUCCUUGGAGGAAGAUGGGAGCCCCAUCAGACACAUUCUCUGUGUCAAAAACAAGGUCGAUGUCAAGCAGUUCGAGGAAGUCGAUGACUGUUUCAUCUUAGAUUUCGACCCAUUUGAGCCCAUUCAGUUAUCCAAGUUAUCCGUGUCCGAUAAUUUUGCUGGUGAUAAUGUUGAUGCUCCGGAGUCUCCUGACGUUGCCGUUGUUGCUGAGAAAGGCCAGGUUGCUUGUAGAGAUUAUCCACAUUCAAGGCAUCUCUGUCUGAAAUUCCCUUUUGAAACAACGCCUCACGAAAGCUACUGUGAGCUGUGCUACUGCUAUGUAUGUGAUUCAGCAGCUCCAUGUGGGCUAUGGAAUUUAGCACAUUGCCAUGCUUCUGAGCACAUUGGUGAUUGGAAGUCCAGAAGAUAUUUAAGGAAGCAGCAAGCAGCUGCUAAGAAAUGAACAAACUCCCAAACUCUUGUUUUAAGCCAGAUUGCAGUUAAUGGUAUACCAGAAAUACCAAGAAAAGUGAACUGUUUUGCUAUUAGGUGGUCAAGUUCAAGUAAUUUUGUUGUUCAUAGGGGGUACUUGACUUGGCUUUGUAUUAUGUCUGGCUUGAAAAUAUGCAGUUUACAUCUUAUGAAAUGAUGCAGAAGAAGCAUUCUAUGCGUUUGAUUU